CCCUUCUCCGUCUUUACCGUCUGCGCGUGCUGCUGGUUCCGUUCGCGCAGAUCUGGACUCGCAACAACAGUGUUGGGCUACAGGACACACUGUCCUCAGCCUUCUUGAUCGUCAGGCCUCCUACAAUACCUGCCUGAGAGGCUCAUCGAGAUUUUUUGGACACGAUGGAAGAACUAGACGACAAAUACAUAGGCCUGGCACUGGCCAUACUAGGCACUGUCUGCAUAGGAGCGAGUUUCGUCAUAACGAAGAAAGGCUUGAUGCAAGCGUCAGAGAGACAUGGCUUCGAAGGAGACGGUUUCACAUACUUGAAGAAUGCAACGUGGUGGGGAGGAAUAAUAACAAUGGUCGUUGGAGAAAUCGGUAAUUUUGCAGCAUAUGCGUAUGCUCCCGCCAUAUUGGUCACACCUUUGGGAGCACUGAGUGUCCUAAUCGGCGCUAUCCUCGGUUCAUAUUUUCUGGGCGAACGACUUGGAAUACUCGGGAAAAUCGGUUGCGCCAUCUGUCUGUUGGGUUCUUUGAUAAUUGUCCUACAUGCGCCCCCAGAUAAGGACAUACAACGAAUUGACGAGAUGCUACAAUAUGCACUUCAUCCACUAUUCGUAAUAUAUUGCCUAAUUGUCGCAGUCUUCUCUGUGUUCAUGAUAUACAAAGUCGCCCCGAAAUAUGGACGUACAAACCCUAUGAUAUACCUCUCGAUAUGCUCGACAACAGGAUCGAUAUCUGUCAUGGCGAUUAAAGGCUUCGGGAUCGCGCUCAAGCUCACGUUCGCGGGUAAGAAUCAAUUUGUAUACCCAUCGACAUACAUAUUUUUGAUCGUCGUGGUUGUUUGCAUCCUUACACAAAUGAACUACUUCAACAAAGCUCUUAGCCAAUUCUCGACAUCAAUAGUCAAUCCCCUCUACUACGUAACGUUCACGACUUGUACUCUCCUUGCCUCGUUCCUCCUCUUCCGCGGCUUCAACACCACCUCUGCCGUCGACAUCAUUUCACUCCUCUGCGGCUUUCUGAUCAUCUUCUCUGGUGUCUACCUUCUGAACCUCUCCCGUGAGGACCCCGACGGCAAGAGUAAACUCGCAAAUAAAUUCUCUGACGGCAUUCCAACGGACGGAAUUGCAUCUGUCGGUACGCGGCGCAGUCUACAGGCGCGCAGGAGUAGUGUCGAAGCCGGCUAUGCCCGCGGCAGCUUCGGCGACCGCGACGCACUGAUGCACGGCUACGAUGAAGAAAACCAAUUCGGACUCGGUGAGCUAGCCGAGGACAGCGAGGACGACAGCAGUGGUCACCGCAAGCGAACGAGCUUCGACGAGACGGAAGCGAAUCCGCGGAAGAGCACGCAGACGCGUACAUCGAGCGCUAAAGGUGUGCGAACUAGUCUUAAUGUCCGCGGGAAGAGUGUUGAUCGGUGAUUUCUAGGCGAUGCGUGGGCAGAAUGGUAGAAUGUCGAAGUUCGGCUUGAUUCGCGAGUACAUAUAUCUCGCGAAAAUCAACGACACAUCGGCA
Pseudovirgaria hyperparasitica is the source of this 1503-nucleotide messenger RNA. RefSeq names its product DUF803-domain-containing protein. The transcript is spliced from 7 exons. Gene Ontology annotation, biological process: magnesium ion transport. Gene Ontology annotation, molecular function: magnesium ion transmembrane transporter activity. The coding region runs from base 165 to 1409 and encodes 414 amino acids. Gene Ontology annotation, cellular component: membrane. The record is from RefSeq and is a predicted model, not a curated record. Lineage: Eukaryota; Fungi; Ascomycota; Dothideomycetes; Acrospermales; Acrospermaceae.